Messenger RNA from Onychomys torridus (southern grasshopper mouse), 198 nucleotides. Its product is annotated as keratin-associated protein 16-3-like. NCBI's taxonomy places the organism in Eukaryota, Metazoa, Chordata, Mammalia, Rodentia, Cricetidae. The record is from RefSeq and is a predicted model, not a curated record. The coding region runs from base 1 to 198 and encodes 65 amino acids. The transcript has a single exon.
AUGAGCUACUACAGUGGAUAUUAUGGAGGCCUGGGCUAUGGCUAUGGAGGCUAUGGCUGUGGAUGUAACAGCAUCCGCAGACUGGGCUGUGGCUGUGGUUAUGGAGGUUAUGGAUAUGGCUCUGGCUAUGGAGGCUAUGGAUAUGGCUGCUGCCGCCCUUCAUGCUGUGGAGGAUAUAGGUUUUUCAGCUUCUACUGA